AGCAUCAAGCCACAGUUUGGUCCCACAAACAAGUCGGAGCAACAAAACAAAAGCUCCUGGGACAAAGAGACUCCUGGAGGACAAAACUUCCAGGUUUUCAUUCGCUGUCCUGAUCCAUGUGGUCUUCCAGGAAUCUCUGCUUUGACAACAAACGUGUGAGAAAAUAAUUGAACUGAAUGAAAAUGAAAUUUCUCAGAGAAACAUUGGAAGAAUUUUGCACAUAUCUGUUUCUACACAUUCAAACAUUGAAGGAUUUUGAGGAAUUUGGGGGAAUUAGAUCUCAGAUCUUGUGCAUAAAAAACCAGCAGCAGCUGAUGGAACCACAACCUGUCCCAGUACAGAAUGAUGGACAAACUGGACCUGCUGGACUCUUCAGGACGCACUAACAGGAAGAGCUGGACGAAGUAUUCCCAAACCUCGAGCUCCAGGAGUCGCUCACAGUCCACCGCCUCCAUUCCCAAACCAUCAUCCAAUCAGCAGUCAGCCCCCGGGUCUUCAUGGCGACCACCUGCUCCCGCCGCCUCCAAGCUUCCUGUGAAAGGUGUGGCGGCCGGCCAGAGCUCUUCGUCUGCGGGGAUCAGCGAGAUCAACGCGGCCAGCAGCAAAGCUGCCGGGUCGAAACCCGAUGAACCGCCCAGCAGAGGCAGCACCAGUGCUCCCAGUGCUCCCAGUGACGGCUCGUCCUGCUCCGCCCCCAAGCCUCCAGCGGCCGCCAUGAAGGGCAGAGCGCUGCCUCUGCAGGCCAGGGCGACGACAGGUUUGAAAAGCCCGACCGGCACCAACCAGAACGCCAUCAGAACUCCUGGCGGCCAGCCGGCGGCGAAGGCGGUGCCGCCCGGGUCGGCGAAGCCCCCGCUGCAGAGGAACGGCUCGACCCGGCUCAGUCGCCUGAACAGCACAGUGGACAAAAACAAGCCGCGGGAGGCGCCGACGAGACCCGCGAGCGGUGGCUCCCAGAUCACCACUGGGCACCAGCAGAACCUUCCCGCUGAGCCGGUUCCAGAUGUUCUGAACGGCAACAGCCCAGUAACACCAGCCCUCCCAGUCCCAUCUCCUGAUGGCUCCAGCGCCACAUCUGGUCCGCUGCACCCACCGGUCCGGGGCUCAAAGCCAGAACCGGGUCACGGUCCAGCCCUAAACACGGGCCCCGGCCGCAGCACGCAUCCCGACCCGGAGCGGCGCCGACGAAGCAGAACCAGAACAAAGAGCAGGUGGAGAGGAAGAACCAGGCCAUCGUCCAGCUGAGGAGGCUUCUGGUCCAGGGGAACCGCAAGGUGGAGGCGCUGGCCGCGGUCAUCCAGCACCUGUUCUCUGAGCGAGAGGAAACCUUGAAGAAGAAGAAAGAUCUGUCGUCAGAGCUGGAAAAGCUCAGAGCAGAGCUCGCGGCGGCGGCGCGGCGCUGCCAGAACCUGCAGGCGCAGAGGGAG
This is a messenger RNA of Poeciliopsis prolifica (blackstripe livebearer), 1427 nucleotides long. RefSeq names its product nascent polypeptide-associated complex subunit alpha, muscle-specific form-like. The coding region runs from base 343 to 1245 and encodes 300 amino acids. The record is from RefSeq and is a predicted model, not a curated record. The transcript is spliced from 8 exons. Lineage: Eukaryota; Metazoa; Chordata; Actinopteri; Cyprinodontiformes; Poeciliidae.